Scleropages formosus (Asian bonytongue) is the source of this 1681-nucleotide messenger RNA. RefSeq names its product nuclear speckle splicing regulatory protein 1 (gene nsrp1). The transcript is spliced from 7 exons. Gene Ontology annotation, biological process: regulation of alternative mRNA splicing, via spliceosome. Bases 12 to 1439 code for a protein of 475 amino acids. The record is from RefSeq and is a predicted model, not a curated record. Lineage: Eukaryota; Metazoa; Chordata; Actinopteri; Osteoglossiformes; Osteoglossidae.
UAAAAUUAAAGAUGGCCGCUUCUGGUAAACAGUACGGAUUAAUCCUACCCCGCAAAGGCUCUUCAAAAGAUGCUGCUCUGCCUCGGCCCUCUAUCUUCGGGGACGAUUCCGAUGAUGAAACAACUGUUGGCGAGAGUCUGCAGAAAGAGGCAGCAAAAAGGAAAAUGAUGAAGCAGACUCGCCUGGAGAUGCAGAAGGCCUUGGAGCAAGACAGCAGUGUGUAUGAGUAUGACAACGUAUACGAUGACAUUCAGAAGCAGAAGGAAGACAGCAACAGGCGAGCACUAGGUAGCGCUGAUAGGAAGCCCAAGUAUAUCACACAGCUGCUCCAGGCUGUGGAGGAGAGGAAGAAGGAGCAGGAACGAAGGGAAGAGAGGAAAAUCCAGAAGGAGAGGGAGCAGGAGGGAGAUGAGUUCAAGGACAAGGAAGCCUUUGUAACCACAGCCUACAAGCAGAAGCUUCAGGAAAGGAAGGAGGAGGAGGAGAGGGAGAGGCGUGAGGCUGCACUGGAAGCUGCCAUGGACGUAAAGAAACAGAAAGAUCUCAGCGGGUUCUAUAGACACCUGCUAAAUCAGACAGUAGGAGAGGAGAGCCGACCUGAACCCUCAGCACACAGGGAACAGAAAAUAGGGGAUGUUUCUGCAGCAGCCAAGGAUCAAACUCCUUCUCCACUUGCUACAGCUGCCAAAGAUUCAGACAGCCACAGUGACACUGAGGCAGACCGUGGCCAAAAGGCAGAGUUCAGCAAGCCGACCUCCAACAGUUCCCACUCCAGGCGGCAUUACAGGCAGCGGUCACCAUCCUCCGAGAGCAUAGAGGAGCGAGAAGAUGAGAGGGAGGGAAAGGGACGAACAAGGGAAGACAGGGAGGAAGAGAGGCGUAGGGAGAGAAGGAACCACAAGGAUAAGGACAGAGAGCGUAAUGACAGGGAUAGUAGCCGUAAGGAAGAAAGGGAGCGGAGGAGAGACAGGGAGGAGGACAGAAGCCGAGGGAGGAGAGACAGGGAGGAGGAGAGGAGCAGAGGGUGGAGAGACAGGGAGGAGAGGAUAGAGAGGAGGGAAAGGAGGAACAGCAGCCCUAGGGAAAGAGGGAGGGAUAGAAAUGGUAUGAAAGACAGAGACAGGGAAAGAGACAAAGAACGUGAGAGGGCGAAGGAAAGGGAACGUGACAGGGAGAAGGAGAGGAAGGCCAGAGAAGAUGAGAAAGACCAGAAUAAGGUGGAUGAAAAACCACAGCUCCAGGAGGAGGAGGAGGAGAAGAAAAAUAAGCGUGAACAAGGAGAUGGAGAGGACAGCACCAAUGCUGAUCUUGGCCCCAAGCCCAACAAGUUUGCCAAGCGCAGUAGUGAUGUGACUGUGACCUCUGCCAGGGAAAGGUACCUGGCCAGACAGCUUGCCCGCUCAGCAGCGAAGACCUACAUUGAGAAGGAUGAAGACUGACAUCCCAGAAGCGAAAUGCAAGGUCAGAGAGUCGACCCCGACAGUUGUAGCUAAUGGUGGAACUCCAGCUGCAGUCAGUAAGCAAGUCAUGCAGUUAAGACCCAGAAACUUAAUAUGAAAGGAUGAAAAGGGUGACAGUUUGACAUUUAUACAGUCAGCAGGACUAUCAACAGUGUGUUUCUGCUCUCACUUUUUCCUUGAUGUACAGAAAUAGUGAAUUGUUAAUAAGGAUGUAUAUGGUC